UCGCUCCAGCGGAAGGAGUCUGGAGCCUGGACGCUGCCUCACCAUCCAAGCACCUUUUACCUCACGAAGCAUACCGAGAACAUUAGCUACCUGUCCGCAUACUGGUCACCCGAGUAGGGGAAAGGACUUUCAGAUGUUUAAAGUGUGGAGCUGACAGGAGACCAAGAACGGGGAAACAAAACGCUAAUUCGUGUGGUCAAACCUUUAAUCCACGGACUUGGAUUUUGCCUUCAGUCGGUGAACGACACAUGUGUCUCUCAAAGUGAGUGCACGUCACGCGAGGAGCAUUUGUGACUGAGAUUCGGGGGGCUUAAGGAUUGCGGAUUGUGUAUUCUCGCGACUGUGUGCUUUACAAGAAGACUGUCGAGCGAGACUACAGCUCCGACUGUAAAAUGGGGAGCAGCUGGCUGAUUCUUGGCGUCAUUCUUCUGUCUAGCCAAGUGGUUCGGAAUCAGCGUGUGCGGGUGCUGCCCGAGGUGGAGGCCUACCCAAAUGAAUCUGUUAAUCUGCGGUGUGAAUUCACCAACCCAGGAAGCACUAAACUCACACAGGUGUCAUGGAUCUUUGAAGCAACUGAGGGCCACAGAGAGAACAUAGCGGUUUUCCAUCCAAUGUAUGGUGAGAGUUUCCCCAAGUCAGCCUUUAAAGGCCGCGUCCAGUUCAUCCAAGCUUCCCUGGAGUACCCGUCUAUUAGAAUUGACAGUGUGAAGAUGUCCGAUGCCGGCAGGUAUACCUGUGAGUACGCCACCUACCCUAGUGGUAACGAACAGGGAACCACCACGCUCAUCAUGCUUGCCAAGCCUAAAAACUCAGCCACCCCGGUUGUGGUGCAGACUGGCAGUGCCAAGGUCGUGGUGGCGCGCUGUGAGGCACUGCAGGGGAAGCCUGCUGCCACAAUCACAUGGGUGACCGGUGCCAUGGGUGAGUACAACAGCACGUCUCAGGCUGAAUCAGAUGGCACAGUGACGGUGAAGAGCGAAUACCGCAUGGCCCCAGCGUCCACUGAUAACGGCAGAGACAUCACCUGUAUGAUCAGCCAGCACACACAGGAUCGGCCUCAGACCUUCCCCAUGAAGCUGGUGGUCCAGUAUCCCCCCACUGUCAGAAUCGAGGGAUAUGAUAAUAACUGGUAUAUGGGACGUACUGAUGCCUCACUGACCUGCCAUGCUGAUGCCAACCCCAAGGUUGUUAAUGUUACUUGGACAACGGUGUUGGGAAACCUGCCAGCUACAGCAAAGGUGGAUCAGAACAGGCUGCUGGUGCAAAAGGUGGAUGAGAGUGUGAAUACCACCUUCAUCUGUGAGGCAAAAAAUAGUCUGGGAUCAGGCAAGAGCCAGCUUACUGCUGCGGUCAUAGCAAAGGGUAAACCAGUCCAGGGAGCACUAACGGGGGGCGUCGUCGGUGGCAUCAUCGGCGCUGUGGUCAUUCUAUGUCUGAUUGGAGCUGGGGUGGCCAUGUAUCGCAAACGCUUGCAAAAAGCUGAAAAUGGAGAUGGGCCGCCCAAGCACAAGCCGCCUCCCCCUGUGAAGACUGGCAGCUCAACUGAGAUGUUGCAUAAGCCGAAGGACCAGACCAUGGCAGUCACAGAAACUCAGCCCUUGAGCAACUACGCGCCAAGCUACUAUGAGACUACAGCUGCUGAACCAGUCACAGAUCUUGAUGAUGAAAACCCCAGCAGCCCUGCGAAUGGUGGUGCCCCCUCUGCUUGGGAGGGCUCAGGGCACCCUCCUGGGAUGGAUGAAACUGCCAGUGAUGCGCUUCCCCCAUAUGAGCCCUCAAGCCACGACAACGUGGAAGCCAACCACGAGCCUGCAGCUGCUAACAUAGCCCGUGGGGAGAGUUUUGUGUCUGCGCCAUUGUUGGUCUAGAGAUGCAGGCCGCGCCAGCAAGCGCACUGCCACCCUCCUGUCCAACCUCAGCUGGGACUAAGAAAAAGGUAGCCUGCCACAGCUUGGGCACCUACAGAAACCACCCCAGCCUAAAUAUGUGGUAAAAGAAAUCUUUAAUAUACAUGGUUGAUGUCGUAUUGCCAAUUUUCAUGCUUUAGCAGAUGAUCAGUCUAUAACAUCUUAUGUCUGGAGCACUGUUAGACAGUAGUCAUACCAUGUUUUGACAUCCUUUGGGGGUUGAUACUGAUCCAGUGCAAACCCUUAUGCAAUGGCUGAUUAAGAUCAGUCAGUUUGUUGGGGAAAAUUUUGUAAUGACAAUUGGUAAUCCUUUCAUUUUGAGGUAUUGUGUUAUCUUCUAGGCUUGUUAAAAGAUAAAAACAUGGACAAAAUGUUUGUUGGCCACUUUGACUUAUUAGAUUAAUGAAUGAAAAAGUUCAAAAUACAAGAAUUAGCUUUGAGUAUACCAAAAUACACUCUAUUACAUUGAAAGGUUGUAUCUGUAACUUCUUAAAACAUUUUUUUUGCAACCAUGCAGUGCAAUGCACAUUCAGUUGUUGAUAUCACUUGCCUUUGCCUGUGUUUUCAACUUCAGUGAUUUCAAAGAAACUGUCUUGUAGUAAAUGCAAUGUAUUUCACAUAUGGCAAAAAAAAUGUAUUUUUAUAUUUUGUAUUUGACCUUUUUAUUUUGCAAGGUGACUAACAUUCUUUUAAUUUUUUCUCCCUAAGUUCUUAAAUUGUUUAACUCUGAAAAGUACCAAAAGAAAACUGUAAAUAAUAUUAUGAGAUAAUAUAUAUUGUUAGUCAAAUGUGUGCUUGGAAAAAAGAACAUCAGUGGGAUUUGAAAUGAAAGUGUACAUUUUUGACAACUUAUUUUAACAAUUAUUAUUAUCGUUGUAUGCCAAUAUUUAAAAUAUAAACUGUGAGGAUCUUCUUCUGUGUAGUCUGCAUGACAUGACUGGUGGGUUUUCUAAACACAAUAGGCGCAUGUCUUUUUGUUUUGUUUUUUUCUUUCAUGCUUUGUUAUAUUCUUCAUCUCUCAGGCCACAUAAAGCACAAUUUUGUAAUAUGAAAGUGUGGGAUGGGAGAGGUUUUUAGUGAUAGCAAUUCUUGAUAAGCCUAAUUGGAAUGCACUGAUUGGCUAGUAGUAUGGUUUGGUCACAUCGUAGGUUGCAGUGUAGCUUCUGGUUUUACUGGUGGUGAUACUCACAAAUUGUCUUCAUAUUUGUGGUCUUGAAAGUUAAAAUUGCUCAAAAUGCGGAGAGACCAUGUCCUUUCCUUUAGGAUGCCAGCAGUACAGUAACUUAAUUUGGACAUGCUGCUACUGACCUACGUGACCUCUUCCUUACUUUUUCAGAUAAGCUUGCCUGAGUCUGUAUCAAACGUGCUCUCAGUAGAUCUACAAGUGUUUGAAGGCAUCAAAGUGUGCUUGUGCCAAAGAGCUAUAAACCAACAGCCUGAUUUCUCAUCCUGUUUUGCUCUGCUAAUUUGCAUAUUCUUUAUGAUGCCAGCUGGACUUGAUUUCCUUUUGUCUUGCAAACACAACACACAUGUGGGCCAUUACUUUUGGUCCUAAAGACAAAUGGGCUGGACCAUAGCCACUAAAACAUGCUUUGAGUAGUUAGAGAUGAUUUGAUUAUUUGUAGCUACAAUGCUCCAUAUUUCCUGAUGUGAGCAGUUUCAGAGUGAAACCAGACUUUGGAUGAGGCUUCAGGCAGUUGAAUCACAUAACCUGUAUUAAAACAGUGGUGAUCUAUAAGUGAGCUACAAUGAGCCAAACUUGAUAUUAAAUGUAGUGUUUUGAUAAAGAGUGAUGGAGACUUUUAAACAUGCACAUGUAAAAUAAAGAGCACAUUUUUAAUAUUUUAUUUUAAACAGAUAGAUAGAUAGAUAGAUAGAUAGAUAGAUAGAUAGAUAGAUAGAUAGAUAGAUAGAUGUACCAUUUGCUUAUAAUAGAGGUAGUAACUAUUCUUAAUUCUUAAUUAAAACUGAUUCCAUUUACUGCCUGAUCCUCUGCUCUCUUGGAAAUGGAAGCAUAUGGACAGUUUAUGCAGAUGAUCACUGCAAUAUUUCAUUUGAAAUACGACAAUCAUUUCCUUUUUUCUCCUUUUUGCACUGUGGUGUUGUCUUUGUUUCUUAAAAAAACAGGAAUGAAUGAAUGCAUGCUGCAUGGAAUUCUGGGUAGCCCACAUUAUUCUCAUGUGAAACAUAGCUGUGACUUCACAGUUGUAUAGGUCAUUCACUAAAAACUGCAGUAUGGGGUAAUCACUGUAUUGCCACAAUUUCUUUAGAAGGUACAUAAUGUUUGUGAAAACCCUUUGUCGCGUAAAGUCCCUACAUAUUAUACACCUGGGAAUCAUCAGGGCCUUCUAGGCCUUCAGAGAAGACCUAAUGAUUUCCAGGAUCUAAAAAUAUAUUUCUAUAAUUUUUAGGUUAUUUUUUUAAUAGAAUUAUCAU
Colossoma macropomum (tambaqui) is the source of this 4343-nucleotide messenger RNA. It is a transcript of the gene pvrl2l, whose product is annotated as PVR cell adhesion molecule related 2 like. The transcript has 10 exons. Lineage: Eukaryota; Metazoa; Chordata; Actinopteri; Characiformes; Serrasalmidae. The coding region runs from base 393 to 1868 and encodes 491 amino acids. The record is from RefSeq and is a predicted model, not a curated record.